ACUCGCAGGAAAAUACGGCCGUGCGGCAUCAUGACUGAGGAGAAGCAGGAGAAGAGUCUGAUGGAUGAAAACGCAUUCGAAGCCCUGGAGAAAGACUUCCAGGAGGUUCUCAAUGAGCUCACCGGGGACAAAAGUCUGGAGAAGUUCAGGACCGAGUACGAGAAGCUGCACGGGGUCCUGAAGAAGUCCUAUGAAAAUGAGAAACGCCUGAUGGCCAAAUGCCGGGAGCUGAACGCCGAGAUCGUGGCCAACUCUGCCAAAGUCUCCACCGCCCUGAAACUGUCCCAGGAGGACCAGUCCACCAUUGCAUCCCUGAAGAAGGAGAUAGAAAAGGCUUGGAAGAUGGUGGACACGGCCUACGAGAAGGAACAGAAGGCAAGGGAAACCAUUCAGUCGCUGAAGGAGGAAAUCAACAACCUGAGCAAACUGGUGGAGCAGGGAUCCGGACUGUCCAUGGGCCAAGAGCACAGUGUAAAUGAUCUGCUGACCAUGAAGGAGGAGCUGACCACAGAGCGAGACCAGCUGCUGUCCGAGGUGGUGAAGCUGCGGGAGAGCCUGAUGCAAGCAAGCGCCCAGCAGCAGGAGACCGAGAGGCUACGAGAGGAGGCCGAGCAGAGCAUCGCGCAGUUCCAACAAGAAAUCCAAGUGCGUCAGAAUGAAGCUUCCCGGGAAGCUCGUAAGAAGGAGAAGCUGGAGAAAGAUCUAAGGAACCUCCAAAGCGACCUGGACAGCAAGCAGAGCGAGAUCCGAAGCAUCCAGCAGACGCUGCAGAAGAACAAAGAGGAGCUGCAGAAGCUGGAGCAGCAGCUCAAGGAGCAUAAGAUCCUGAAUGAGAGAGUCACCAAAGAACUAGAACAGUUCCAGAUGCGAAACACUAAACUUCAGCAGGACAUCGAGCAGCACAGCGUCACCAAUGAGCAGCUGACUCAGGAAAACCAGCAGAAGCAACUGGAAUUAAAGUCUAGAGAAGAUGAGGUCGGCCAGAUGCGGCAGGAAAUCUCCAAACUUUCCAAGGUCAGAGAAUCAAUCCAGAGGAAGUACCGUCAGAUGGAGGAGCAGAAGACGGAGGUGGAGCAGCAGAGGGAAACGCUGAAAAACCAGAUCACAGGACUGGAGAGAGAGCUGGAAUCUGCCAAGAAACAAGCAGAGCUGGAGAAGAAAGCCGCAGAGGAGCUGAUAAGAGAGAGGGACGUACUGAACAAGAACCUCCUGAAAGCGGGUAAUGCCACCCAGAAGCAGCUAAACCUGGUCAAACUCCACGAACAGUCGAAGAAAAACCUCGAAGAGGAAAUCGUUAACUACAAAGAGGAGGCGCAGAAACAACGGAAGAUCAUCUACCAGCUGGAGAAGGAGCGGGACCGAUACAUCAACGAAGCCAGCGAGCUGACCCAGAAGGUUCUUCAGCACAUGGAGGAUAUUAAAGUCCGGGAGAUGCAGAUCUUUGAUUAUAAGAAAAAGAUUGCAGAAGCGGAAACAAAACUGAAACAGCAGCAGAAUCUGUACGAAGCCGUGAGGUCGGACCGGAACCUGUACAGCAAGAACCUCAUCGAAGCUCAGGAUGAAAUAACCGAGAUGAAGCGGAAGCUGAAGAUAAUGAACCACCAGGUCGACCAGCUGAAGGAAGAGAUCACCUCCAAGGAGUCCGCUCUGUUCAAGGCCUCUCUGGAUCGCCAACGUCUGGAGAAGGAGAAGGAGGCUCUGAAGGCUGAGCUGCAGAAAAUGAAGCAGCAGAGCAUCGAGGCCAAACAGUUCAUUGAGAACCAGGAGGCCGAAGAGCGGAAGCUUUUGAAGAUAAUCUCUGAAGCAGAUGCUGAACGACUCCAGCAGAGGAAGGAGCUGGAUCAGGUGAUCGGCGAGAGGGAUAUGUUAGGCACACAGCUGGUCCGGAGAAACGAUGAGUUGGCUUUACUGUACGAGAAGAUCAAAAUCCAGGAGUCCAUCCUGAACAAAGGGGAGAGCCAGUACAAGCAGAGGGUGGAGGACAUCCGGCUCCUCAAACUGGAGAUUAAAAAACUGAGACGAGAGAAAGGAAUCCUGUCCAAAACAGUGGCCAAUGUGGAAGAUCUCAGGCGGGAGGUGUAUCACAUGCAGAAGGAGCUCCUGAAAGAGCGGACGCGCUGCAGAGCCCUGGAGGAGGAGCUGGAGAACCCCAUGAAUGUCCACAGAUGGAGGAAGCUGGAGGCCAGUGACCCCAGCACCUACGAGCUGAUCCAGAAAAUCCACACCCUACAGAAACGUCUCAUCGGCAAAACCGAGGAGGUUGUAGAGAAGGAGCUGCUCCUGCAGGAAAAAGAGAAGCUUUAUGUGGAGCUGAAACACAUCCUGGCGCGGCAGCCGGGGCCAGAAGCAGCCGAGCAGCUCCAGAUCUAUCAACAGACCCUGCGGGAAAAGACCAAGCAACUCAAGGCGCUGUCGUCAGAAUUAAACAUGUACGAGUCCCAGAGCCAGGAAUAUAAGUACGAGGUCGAGAGACUGGCCAAUGAACUGCAGAACGUAAAGAAAAAGUACCUGACACAGAAGCGGAAGGAGCAGCAGGCCAGAUUUAUCCAUGAAGAUAUCUUAAGGCCCGGGGAUGAGUUCUCAUGUUCACCACUGUAUGCAGAGAGUAAUAUCACCUCAAGACAUCUGCAAUGUGCGCUGCUCGGCUGAGAUCUAAACGAGGACGACCGCUUCGUUGUGAGGCUGGAGCUGUGCCGUCCAGACAGAUAAACAUAAAGCGCUUGUAGCAAUCGUGGAUACAUAGUGUCAGCCUGAAAUUACAUGAGCGGUGUACACCAUUUCCUGAGAUAAACUCUGCGAUACUCUGCAAUUUGACUGAAAUGGUGUAUGAGCAGCAGGUGAUUCCAUCUGAAGAGGACAAGAGCUCAGAGCUCGCAAGAUUGCUCACCAUAAACACAAUA
Bufo bufo (common toad) is the source of this 2900-nucleotide messenger RNA. RefSeq names its product cilia and flagella associated protein 58 (gene CFAP58). Gene Ontology annotation, cellular component: cytoskeleton. Bases 31 to 2649 code for a protein of 872 amino acids. NCBI's taxonomy places the organism in Eukaryota, Metazoa, Chordata, Amphibia, Anura, Bufonidae. The transcript is spliced from 18 exons. The record is from RefSeq and is a predicted model, not a curated record.